This is a messenger RNA of Apodemus sylvaticus (European woodmouse), 2025 nucleotides long. It is a transcript of the gene Gatd3, whose product is annotated as glutamine amidotransferase class 1 domain containing 3. The record is from RefSeq and is a predicted model, not a curated record. Lineage: Eukaryota; Metazoa; Chordata; Mammalia; Rodentia; Muridae. Bases 45 to 767 code for a protein of 240 amino acids. The transcript is spliced from 6 exons. Gene Ontology annotation, cellular component: mitochondrion.
GCGCAUGCUCUCCUGAUACUGCUGUAGCUGUCUUGCCCUUCGCGAUGGCUGCCGUCAGGGUUCUGGUGGCUCCGAGGCUGGCUUCUGCGCUCCUGCCGCUCGCAGGAUGCCACCGGGUUCCUUCUCAGCGCGCAGCCCUUCACAGCUCUGCACCGCGAACCGGGGCCAGGGUGGCGUUGGUGCUGUCGGGCUGCGGAGUCUAUGACGGAACCGAGAUCCAUGAGGCCUCAGCGAUCCUGGUGCACCUGAGCCGAGGCGGGGCUGAGGUCCAGAUCUUUGCUCCUGAUGUCCCUCAGAUGCACGUGAUCGACCACACCAAGGGGGAGCCCUUGGAGAGGGAAAGCAGGAACGUUUUGACAGAGUCGGCAAGGAUUGCCCGAGGCAAGAUCACCAACCUGGCUCAGCUCAGUGCCGCUAACCAUGAUGCUGCCAUUUUCCCUGGAGGCUUUGGAGCUGCCAAAAACCUGAGCACGUUCGCCGUGGACGGGAAGGACUGCAAGGUUAACAAGGAGGUAGAGCGGGUCCUGAAGGAGUUCCACGGGGCCAGGAAGCCCAUUGGGUUAUGCUGCAUCGCUCCUGUCCUCGCAGCCAAAGUGAUCAAAGGUGUGGAGGUCACCGUGGGCCACGAGCAAGAGGAGGGUGGCAAGUGGCCUUAUGCUGGAACCGCGGAAGCCAUCAAAGCCCUGGGUGCCAAGCACUGUGUGAAGGGUGUGACCAUAUCCUUUCUGGCAGCUGGGCGGCGUCUUUGGUAUCAGGUAGCACUGUAGGCUUACCUAAUGAGGUCAUUUGGUCACCUAGGGUAUCGUGGCAGGCAGCCAGCCCUUCAGCAGUCAUAUUUGCUGGUCUUCAAGGGAACCCCUGGGCAGGAGGACAGGGCCAGCCGGUGUCAUGGGGCGUGGCUAGCUUGGCAUGCCACAGGCGGGCUUCUCACUCCUGAGGACAAUCUGUGUGCCUGCACCCCUUAGACCUGUCAGCCCUGAAUCAGCCUGUGAGGAGUACAGGCUAGGGGUAGUGACCGUAGGAUGGAACUAGAGCAGCGUGGGGUGGUGGGCGGGGCUCCUGGCUCUAGUGGCCCUCAGUUUCCACAGCUGGAGCCGCCUAGAGUGAGUUCUACACUCCCAUGUGGGGCUAGCAUGCAGGCCGUCAUCAGACCCUGUUCCACCCCCAGAUCACAGUUUCUUCCUCCUGAUGAGAACCUGUGAGUCAGAAGCUAGCUCCUCUUACAGUGGGUGCAGACCUGUCGGUGUGACUACUCAGUCCUUCCUCUCAGUCACACUGAGUCCUCCCCUCCCUCGUGCAGCAGAGGACCUGCAGGACUGAGGGUGGGUGGGCAGGGCUCCUCCUGUGCGGUGCCCGUGGUCCUGCCUAGUGCUAGAUUUUCCCUAACAUCUACUCACGAAGCUCAUGUCGACCAGAAAAACAAGGUGGUCACCACCCCAGCCUUCAUGUGUGAGACCGCACUCCACCACAUCCAUGAUGGGAUUGGGGCCAUGGUGAAGAAGGUGCUGGAACUCACGGGAAAGUAACGCCCUGGACCACACUUGGCCUCCGCUGCUGUGGCGUGCUCAGCCUGUGUGUGCUCUGCUCAGCCAGGACAUGGGAGCUGCUUUUCUACUAGAAGCAUAGACACUUUCUGCCUGAAGGAUGAGCUUUGCCCGUUUGUCAGGCCUGCACUUCUACCAGCAGGAAGCUCAGAGACCCUCCACGGCCCGGAGUAGCAGCAGGAGCUUCGUCCAGGGGCUUGCCUCACUGUGUGUCCCCGUUGGGAGGUCUGAGCACCUUUUGCAAAGCCUGGUUGAUGGACUCAUGGUCUACGAACCUAGGUCUGAUGGAUUGGGGUACUAAAGCUUUGAAAGAAGAAAGCAGUUUAGGUUCUAAAUGUCUGAUAAUCAGAGGUGCCUUGUUUAUGGAUAAAGAAAAGCUCUCUGAUCCAGAGUAAACACCGCUAACUAAAGCCAGGGGAAUUCUGUAGUAGGUCCCUGUAGCCACGGAAUAAACUCUUUUCCACGAUGGGAACUGCUUUCA